This is a messenger RNA of Phytophthora nicotianae INRA-310, 336 nucleotides long. RefSeq lists its product as hypothetical. The record is from RefSeq and is a predicted model, not a curated record. The coding region runs from base 1 to 336 and encodes 111 amino acids. The transcript has a single exon. NCBI's taxonomy places the organism in Eukaryota, Oomycota, Peronosporomycetes, Peronosporales, Peronosporaceae.
AUGUGUUCGGCACUAGUGGUAAACCACAUGACCAAGGACCUCUCGAUUGCGUUAGAGGUCGAACCAGAUAACCAUUUAGAAAGUGUGCAUUGGUGGAAGUGGCUGGCGUAUGGGCUGUUCUCUCAUCGUGCUCGUAAGCACUCAAUUCUAGAACAUCUAGUUCUAGAUUCUGUCGGCCACUUGAGUGUGGAAGACGCCGAUAACUUCGCCACUGUUCUGCCGUCUCCUCAUCUGGAAGAAAUUCUCAUUGACAGGGCUCAUGGAUUGGUUCAUGAGCGAGACGGCGCUGGCAGUUCGAUGCACGAGGUCAACCUAUUGAAGACUUUUAUCCUCUAA